UCCAAACCCAAAGGUGUUAUUUUGGAGCGAAAAAGAAGAAUGGCAAAUUGAGGAGUGUUGGGACUUAAUGGGUGAGCUAUCCCGGAACGGCGCCAUAGCGAAAGCUUGUUCAGGCACAGGACCUCCAUUAAUCCGAAACCUGUCCCUGGUAACCUCCAUUACCACAAUCCUCCAAAACCUAAACCCCCAAAACCCAGACUUGUCACCCCUUAAAAAGUUCUCCCCUCACCUCACCCCAAACGUGGUCAUCCACGUCAUCAAGAACCUAAACAGGCACCCCCACCACGCCCUUCACUUCUUCAACUGGGCCUCCGAUCACUACUCCCACCCCCCCUCCUGCUACGCCGCCAUCACCCACCUACUCCUCUCCCACUCCCUCUUCUCCACCGCCUACUCCCUCCUCCGCCGCUCCAACAACCUCUCCGACUCCCUCAUCUGCACAUUCAUCAACGCCCUCGGCCACCGCGGCGACAUCAGAGGCGCCAUCCACUGGUUCCACAAAGCCAACACCUUUCUCAAAGGACGCUGCUUGUUCUCCUGCAACGCCGUCUUGGCUGUUCUCGUGAGGGCCAACCGUGUAAACAUCGCCAAGGCCAUCUACGAUCAGGUCCUCGCACAAGGUUUGCUCCGACCCGAUGUCUACACUCACACCACCGUCAUUCGCGGCUUGUGCAAAGUGGGCUUGGUCGAGAGUGCGCGCAAGGUGUUCGACGAAAUGCGCUGCCAACCCAACAUGGUUACUUACAACACCUUGAUCCACGGCUUUUGCAGGAAGGGUGACAUGGAGGCUGCAAAGAGCGUUUUUGACAGGUUGGUGGGGAGUGAGAGUUGCAAGCCCGAUGUGGUGAGUUUCACCACUUUGAUUGAUGGGUAUUCCAAGAAAGGGGAGCUCCGUCAGGCGCUGAGGUGGUUGGAGGAGAUGGUGCAACGAGGGUGUUCCCCCAACGUUGUGACCUACAAUGCGUUGAUUGAAGGUCUUUGCUUGAGCGGGGAAGUGGAUGGGGCCAAGAAGAUGAUGACCAGGAUGCGGUUGAAUGGUGUAAGAGACAAUGUGGCCACGGACACGAGCAUGUUGAAGGGGUUUUGCAUUGUGGGGAAGUCUGAUGAUGCUUUUAAGCAUCUGAGGGGAAUGAUUAGUCGCGGGAGGAAGCCGGAUGUGAAAGCGUAUAGUGUUGUUGUCAAUGAGUAUUGCAAGAUUGGAAAACCAAGUGAGGCAGUGUCCCUUCUGAGGGAAAUGGUGGCGACGGGUGUUAAGCCAAGUGUGUCGAGUUUUAAUGCGGUGUUUAGAGUUUUUGUGGAUGAGGGGAAGGUUGAUGAGGGAUUUUUUCUUUUGAAGCAGAUGCCUCGGAUGGGAUGCUCACCCAACUUCUUGUCUUAUAGCAUAGUUGUAUGUGGUCUUUGUAAAGUGAAGGGUAGGAUGCAACAAGUUGAAGAGCUUGUUUCGGACAUGGUUCGGAAUGGACAUAACCUGGAUGCCACUGUGUAUAACUGCUUGCUCGAGGGAUAUUGUGAGGAAGGGGAUGAAGAAAUGGCACUAAAGACGGUUUAUGACAUAAUGGACAAGAACUUUGUGAUCAACCAAGACACUUUCUGCAGUUUUUUGAAGGGGUUGUGUGCGAAGGGAAAAUUGAAAGAGGCGGAGACACUGUUUGGGGAGAUGCAGAGGAGAUCCCAGUUGAGUGGAAAACUUGAGUCAACCGGAGGAAUAUUAACGUGAUAUGAUAAUGUUCGGUCAAUGGAAUUCUUGCAGAGGUAUUUAGCCCCUAAAAACUAUGGCGCAUUGUGGGAGGGGUCUGCUUAAUCCAGCACUGCAGGUUUAAAGUUCAUUAUAUAGAGUGCUUGGGUUGAAACUCUCGUUUACCAUCAAGUCCGGGAUGGUUGGUGUGGUCUGUUUACUGAUUGGGUUUGGAUAGAAGUGGAGAACAAUUGAUCCAACUCAAUAGAUCAGUAAUGGAAAUAGUUAUGAUAUAACUAGCGCUAUAGUAUAUUUUUUUUAUUAUUCAUUUCAGCUUGUUUCUUCUUUUUUUUUACUAGUUCUUAAUUUAUUUAUUUUUUGCAAGUUGGUUUUUUUUUAUUACUGUUUUUUGAUAAAUAAGCAUAUUAAAACUUAUAAAUAACCGAUUGAAUUAUAAGCUAAUAAA
Molecule: messenger RNA, 2141 nt
Organism: Cajanus cajan (pigeon pea)
Lineage: Eukaryota; Viridiplantae; Streptophyta; Magnoliopsida; Fabales; Fabaceae
Molecular function (GO): protein binding
Source: RefSeq, a predicted model, not a curated record